GGACCUUGCGGUGGGCAGAACGCGUUAGAUAUUAGAACGUAGGCUCCCUCACAGAUCCCCGAAUCUGAAGUCACUAUUACCCCCGCCACGGCCUACUACCCCUGAAAUGCACUUCACAUCCGCUCCCAAACUGCUACUGUGCCUACACCCCCUCUACCCUUAUACGACUUCUCAAAACUGUCAGGGCGAUAAAUUGAUAACGCGAGCCAGCUAGUCAACCGCGAGCAACCGCGAAUCUCCUCCGAUUCCAACAAAAAUAAAAUACUUUUGUGGCCGGAUCGAGUGCGCACGGCUCUGCCCGAGCAUUGCGUUACGUUGCAGUUAGCACAGUUGCAGUAACCCGGUGAUGGGCUGCUUGGUCGGUUGUGAAUAAGAAAAUAAGGAAAACAACAAACAGGGAAGCAUCAUCACGACCGCGGCGGGCGACCGCGGUGAUGGUGAUGUGGUAUAUAUAUUAGACAGUGGAAACCACGACACUCCGCAAGGUUUAUCAGAACGCCCCAGAACACGGACCACUGGCGCCUCUGCGUGUGUGUAUGAUUGCCACCUUCAACCUAGGUGACUGGGACGCGGUCAACCACAAAUUUUUCACGUCUUGAACUCGGCCACCGGUGCCCGGACGACAUUGCCCGCCAACGUAACCACGGUGAAGACGAUCGUUACCAAGGAUUUGAACGGUGGCAGCACUGGUAACACCACGGCUACAUUCAUUGGUCAUGGUCAGGAUGCCAUGAGCAUUGGUGGAAGUGCUGCUGGCGUCGUUGGCCAUUCGUCGUCAGUCGGUGUAUCGGCAGGAACGAGCAGCAGCGGUAGCAGCAACAGUAGCAACAGCAACGCUACCACCGCUUCCGCCGUCAUCGGUGGACAGAACUUUACAAUGCCGGUAGUACGGAAGCUACCACCCGGACAGAAGUUGAUCACCGUACCAAAACAUAAGCUGAUUUUGCCUUCUGCAGGAACGAAUAAGUUUGUAAAUGGUAAAACUGUGGUUCAAAUUUCACCCAAACUGUUUCAACAGUAUAAAGUGAUUUCUGCAAGUCCCUCGCAGUCUGUUAGUCGGAACCUAACGUUUGCUGCCCCAGCGACGAGCCUCGGAUCGCUACAGGGUACACUGACCACAGCCACGAUCCCGACGGCAAGCUCUUCCAGCACCGUAACAUUGGGCGGUACCGUCACCAACAUCGCUAUUCCAUCCACAUCAGCGAUGUCGCAAUCCUCCUUCACCCUACCGACUGCUACCACCAGCUCAAACGGUGGUACCCGGUACAGCACCACCGGUAACAAGGUGGUUUCUACUUUGGGCGAACUGAAGACAGUUGUUGGGUCGAAUCGAUUGGUAAUCGAUGACCCCGAGGACGAAAUGGAAGAUCAGGACGAUCGAGUACCAGUUUCCUAUUCUCCGCCCGCCGUUGUUACUCCCGUGGCUACAAAGAAAGCGUCAAGCAACGGUGCUGGUGGUGGUGGUGGUGGUCAUCAGCAGCGGCAGCAGAUGCAACAGCAUUCGUACAGCAAAAAGACUUCCCCAAGCCAGAUUCACACACCUGCCUCACGUCGACGCAAAACGGACAAGGCUGGCCGAGGUCUGCGUCACUUUUCGAUGAAGGUGUGUGAGAAGGUGAAGGCGAAGGGUACCACCACGUACAACGAGGUGGCCAACGAGCUGGUGGCGGAAGAAACCCAGAGCCACGUUCCGGGGGCUGAUCCGGCGUCGUAUGAUCAGAAAAAUAUUCGGCGGCGUGUUUACGACGCGCUGAACGUGCUGAUGGCCAUGAAAAUUAUCUCGAAGGAGAAGAAGGAAAUCCGCUGGCACGGAUUGGCGACCAGCAACACGGUGCAGGAGUGUGAAGAGCUGGAGAAGGAGAACGAGAAAGCCCGGCUACGGAUCGUGCAGAAGCAGCAGGCGUUUCUUGAUCUGGUGCAGCAACAUGUCGCCCUGAAGUCGCUCAUCGCUCGUAAUCAGGCCAAUGAGGAGCGGGGCCUAGUGCCGAAUCCGAGCUCCGCCGUGCAGCUCCCGUUCAUCAUUGUGAACACGGAUCGCAAGAACAACAUCAAUUGCAACAUUUCAAACGAUAAAUCUGAAUAUUCUUUCACCUUCGAUGAUACCUUCGAGAUUCACGAUGAUCUUGAAAUCCUGAAACGCAUGGGACUCUCGUUAGGGUUGGAAAACGGCGUAUGUUCCGAGGCGGAUCUUAAGAAAAUCAAGUCGAUGGUACCGAAAUCCGUGGAAAAGUACAUCGAUACAUAUGGACUUGGAGUGGGCGAUGGAGACGACAACGAUAGCUGGGAGAUGAGUUCGCUGUACAACGGGCAGGACAAUGAUGACAGUUUAUCGACCCAAGACAUGCUCGGCUAUCACGAUAAUACCAACGAUAUGCUGGACGACGACAUGAAGUUUGAGGAUGAUGAGGAUGAUUAAUUUAAAGCAGCCGGCCCUUUUUGCCGCCAUUUUUAUUAUCCUAUACAACUAGCACACAACAGUUUUCGAGACAGAUCGUCGAAAUGGAAGGACACUGGAACGGGGCGCUGUUGUGGCCAUCAGCUUUGGUUCUUUUUAUAUACAUAUAUAUACAUAAUAAUUUGCAUAUUUUAUUCGUUAGGGGUUCACUUGUACCCAGUUGGUUUGUAUGCGAUUUCGUAUCUGUUUCUGGAUUUGCUAGUGAGACGCGCCUCGUUCCAGUUCUUCUAAUGACAACACAGAGCAAACGUAAUUGUUUACGAUCCGAAUUUGAUCUUACUGCUCCGCCUAGUUCCAUAGUACUUGGUUUACUACGCGAAUUGCCCAAAUGGUUGGCCAUAGUUCGUCAAAAACCAUGACCGCUUAAUAGAAUACGGUUGAUAAAGCAAAUGUCUCGACUGACGGGAAUACAUUCAUCAUCAUCUUUGAGCGGAUACGGAGACGCAGGGUUAUUGUUAGCAAAACAGAGGUAGAACAUACAAUCUUGUUCAUCGUCAGCAGCGCAUAAGUUAGGUAGUAAUUUUACGAAUGCACCAGAAAGUACAGAAAAGCAAAUACAUUUUACUUUCGUGAUGAUCAACAAUAACUAUCCGAUUCUCCGUGUAUUCUAGAGUGCGUUACCGGCUAGAACCGGUCUAGUAGAAUGGUGGGUGGUGCUUAACCGCUCCAUGCACUAAGUUCUUUGCAAUUCUACCAGUCUAACGCCAGGUACGGUUCUAUCGGGAUCGGAACAGCUCGGGGAGCUCUAAGGCCCGUGUGUCAUAGAUUGCAGUGGCAGAAACGAUAACAUCAUUAGCAAGCACACGCAUAUCGGUGGAGAUUUCAGGAUUUUGUUACAGAACUCCGCAUUCCGCGCAUAGGCGAUUGCGUCAUUUGCGGUAUUGAACCACCAACAUAUAAUCAAGGAUAGGGCUGAGGAAGGUUCGUUUUGUGCAUAAGUGUUUGCUUAACGAUAUGAAUAUGUGUUACAAUUAAUAUUAGAAUGCUUUUUGUUUUGCUUUGCGAUAGUUAACACAGUUUUAUCUGCUUAGAACACGAUCACUGGCAAACGAACGGCGAGUGAUUUUAGUGAAUGCGGCUUUAUUCAGGGUAGUGAACUUAAAAAGCAUCAUUCAUUGCGUGUAGGGUACCGACAUUUGGCAAUCACUAUUAAACACAUGAUGCAGCAACACAUCGCAACGCAAAUGGAGUGAAAAGCCGUUUGCACAUAAUUACCAACCACCAAACUCGGCUCAUAAUGCUACGCAAUGCCAAUGCUCUGAAUCAUAGUUAAGAUCACAAAUUUGCAAUCGUUUCGUUAAAAGAUAAAAACAGUAGAAAGUAAGAUCAAGGAUUAAAUUAAGGCAGUUCUGGGCUGGGCGUACAUGGGGGAAAUGCACGCGCAUGUUUUGCGCAUGCCAAUGGCAACAUUAUAAUGGCCAUGUGUCAGUUUAUUUGCAAAUGAUGAGUUAAAAGCCGAUUGUUUGAUGUACAUAGUAAUUGUGUAAAUGAACACAUUUAUUAACAUUUACCGCCGCAAACUGAGAGAAACCCCGGAACUGCUUUUUGGGCAGUUUCGUAUAGCCAGAUGGAAAGGGUAACAUGUACAAAGGCAAACUAAAACAGUACAGUCCAUUUCGAACAAGGCAGCCAAAGUUCAUACGCGCACGGUCUGCAUACAUGUAGCAAAGCAUCAGAUUUUAUGUAGACUGCCUCGUCAUCUACUAGAAAAUCAUACGUUUUUCCAUCCUUCGAUAUACGUUAACGCUCCAACAACGAAAUCACAUCAGACAGAUUCAAUUGGAGGAUUGGCAUGCAUGCGGCGAACUAAAUGCGAACGGUUUUGAGGAACCUCUCAAACAGAAACACUCAAGAUUUUUCAGGUCCAUGUGAGCUCCAUAAACCUAGCGAUGAACUACGUUUAAUCUCACGUAUCGUGGAAUAAUGAGAUCGAUAGCAAAUGAUGAGCUUUGUUGAUUUGGGGGUUUUGCACUUUACUUUGCCGCUGUUAGUCUAUUCAUGCUAGAUGAGUGAAAAAUGAUGGGACAGGAGUGUGGUCUAUUUAACGGAAUCAUGUCCACAAAAUGCAUCACACCUGACGGUGUGUAAUAGCAAGGUCCAAGAAGAAUAUAGAUGUUAACAUACAACCAUUAGAUACGGUGGAAACAUGCUAGAGAGAGAGAGAACAACCGAGGGAGGGAAAAUUGACACACAAAAAUACAAACGAAUAUCAAUAAUAUUUUGAUGAUUUGAUAAUUUUAACUUUUAUGUUUGAGACACAAUAAACUGUACGUGGCCACAAGAAACGAGGCCGCAAUAAUUGUAAAA
This is a messenger RNA of Anopheles darlingi, 4762 nucleotides long. RefSeq names its product transcription factor Dp-1 (gene Dp). The coding region runs from base 731 to 2416 and encodes 561 amino acids. Gene Ontology annotation, molecular function: RNA polymerase II transcription regulatory region sequence-specific DNA binding; DNA-binding transcription factor activity, RNA polymerase II-specific. Gene Ontology annotation, biological process: regulation of cell cycle; regulation of transcription by RNA polymerase II. The transcript is spliced from 8 exons. The record is from RefSeq and is a predicted model, not a curated record. Lineage: Eukaryota; Metazoa; Arthropoda; Insecta; Diptera; Culicidae. Gene Ontology annotation, cellular component: transcription regulator complex; nucleus.